This is a messenger RNA of Aplosporella prunicola CBS 121167, 7197 nucleotides long. RefSeq lists its product as uncharacterized. NCBI's taxonomy places the organism in Eukaryota, Fungi, Ascomycota, Dothideomycetes, Botryosphaeriales, Aplosporellaceae. The transcript is spliced from 5 exons. The coding region runs from base 1 to 7197 and encodes 2398 amino acids. Gene Ontology annotation, molecular function: protein binding; phosphorelay sensor kinase activity; ATP binding. The record is from RefSeq and is a predicted model, not a curated record. Gene Ontology annotation, biological process: protein autophosphorylation; phosphorelay signal transduction system.
AUGGACGAAGAUGCCACGCCCGAGGCCAGGGUUGCCCACCAGGUGCUCUUGCGCCUCGCCGAACUGCCUGGCUACACCUGGGACGCUGACACCGAGCCCUUCCAUAGCUCCUACGACAACUGGCACUUUUUCGGCGUCCAGCACAACACCAGGCCCCCUACCAACUCCAUCAACCGCGCCGCCACCUCGCAGAGCUUCUCGCGCGCCGCCGACGGCCGCCCGCCGCUGAGAAAGACGCAUCGCUCCUCCAACAGCGAGGCCAGCGCCACCUCGUUCGCCCACGCCGCCGGGUCCGGCCGGCACGUCAUCGCGCGCGUCUCGAGCCACAUCCUGCGCCUCGAACGCGAGUUCCAGCUGGCCAAAGCCAUCGUGGGCGAAUGCGACCCCGACUGCCACCACUUUGUCCGCCCCAUCGAGCUUGUCCGUCUGCCUGCCCGCCAGGGCGCCGACGGCCUGAUCAUCUCGAUAUUCGAGUCCCCCGGGCCCAACUACAUUCGGGACCUCGUCGACGUUGGCCCUGCCUUCUACAAGCUCGCAAGAUGGAAAAUGCAAGAUGGGGGCGGGGGGAAGCGGUCCAUCCAGAUACCAUUGCAGCUCUUUAUGCAGUUCGCCUUGGGGGCGGUUGACUCUCUCGAGGUGCUGCACAACGAGAAGAAGUUGGUACACGGCGAAAUCCGGGGGGACGCAUUCCAUUUCAACCAAGAGACGGGCCAAGUGCGCAUGCUCAACUUUGGCUCUGGCGCCAGGAGUUUUGAGAAUGGGCUGACGUCAGCCGGUUGGAGCACGCUCAGUCGUGAGAUAGGCGUAGAACACAAGCUGCAAUUUAUAGCUCCCGAGCAAACCGGGCGUCUUCCGGCAGAACCAGAUACGAGAACGGACAUCUACAGUCUAGGCAUUUUGUUCUGGACAAUGCUCACGGGAGAACCGGCAUUUGAGGGUGAUAAACCACUCGAAAUAAUGCAGAGUGUGUUGUCGCGCCGUAUACCCCCGGUCUACCUGAAGAGAGCCGAUGUACCCGAAGCCCUUUCCGCCGUCAUCUCCAAAAUGACGGCGAAGAACAUCGAGGAGCGGUACAACUCGAUUUCCGGACUGAAAUAUGACUUGCACGCCAUGAGCACGAUUCUGUCCGAAGGAGACGGAGGCGCCUUGAAGGAAUUCAAGGUUGCUUCCAAGGACGUAUCUAGCUUUUUUGCCCUCCCCACGCGCCUCAUUGGACGUGACAAUGAAAGGCAGAUCAUUCUCGACAUCAUCGACAAGGUAUCUAGAAAUCAGCAUCCUUCUGUCAAGAAGAGCAUGUAUAGUUUUAGCUCCGCCUCGUCAUCGUUGAGCUCGGUCAAACCAGAAGCGAUUUUCGUAGAUGACCUAGCUGACGUCCGAUCUGAGAGCGCGAGCUCGACUAGUUCUCAUCAACGUAACGAGUCACGGACACCAAGAAACAAUUCAGAAUCUUCGCUCGUUGAAGGAGAGCAUCGGCCGUCUACGGACAGCCUUCCAUCCUACACCACAGAUAUUUCGGUCGCUCGUCGAACAUCUUCUGUUCAGCCCCCGGUCGAUGAUCCUGCGGAGCAUCUCAGGAACCACCACCGCAUGAAGAGAAGAACCCACUGUGAGGUGAUCGCGAUAGCUGGGGCUGGAGGUUACGGAAAGUCCAGCUUGAUUCAGUCGGUCCAGACUGUCGUCCGCAGUCGUGGAUUUUAUUUUGCAACAUCAAAGUUUGAUCAAGCGAAGCGAGCUCCAUUUGACCCCAUAUUGCGACUCAUGUCUUCUCUUUUCCGCCAGAUCUUCUCAGAGUCGAACAUCUCCACCGAGUUUCACAACAAUGUGAGGGCUCAUGUCCAGCCAGUCUGGCAUAUUUUACAUGGCUAUUUGGACCUUCCCGAAUGGUUGCUCGGCACAAUCAAUCAGCCCACACCGGAACUUCCGGUCCAGCCAUUAUCAUAUCCUACUUUCUCAGCAUCCGUAACUGGACGAAACGCCUCGCGCGUGAUGAGCACGUUCCUGGAAGUUUUGAAGAUGUUGGCUAGGCAGCAAUCCAUUUGCUUCUGCGUUGAUGAUCUUCAAUUCGCAGAUGAGGAGAGUCUAGAGCUGAUCCAGUCCAUUGUCAGCAACAGGCUUCCACUUGUUCUAAUAUUGACGUAUCGCGAAGAGGGGCAAUUAUCGCCUGGCAUUCGAAACGUCCUGGAACAAGCCACACAUAACUCCAGCUUGCGCAGGAUUGUGUUGCAGCCUUUUACCGAAGUACAAACCGCCGAGUUCGUUGGCGAGACCUUACACAGAGAUCCGGGAUAUUGCUUGCCCUUGGUUGCAACAAUACAAGAGAAGACGGGCGGAAGUCCAUUCUUCGUAAGAGAGAUGCUCGACACUUGCUACCGCAAAAAGUGUAUCCAUUAUUCGUGGAAAGACUCUGCAUGGCAGUAUGAUCUCGACAGGGUUUUUGCCGAAUUCAAAUCGACCGCUUAUGGCUCUCGUAUCAACAACGAUUUUGUCGUAAAACGGCUGCAAGAAUUACCUUCCGUAACGCGCUGCCUUUUGGUCUGGGCAUCCUUGAUCGGAAGCACGUUCUCGUUCUCUAUUGUGAAGCGACUGAUGCAAGGCGAGCACGCUGGCAAUGCAAGGGGCCUGCCCACAACCCAAAGAGACCCAAUCGAGGGCAUCGACGGGGCAAUGGCUUCCUACAUCAUCAUGGCAGGUGAGGACGAAGACCGGUUCCGGUUCUCGCAUGACCGAUACAUGCAGGCCGCUCAGGCCCUUAUUGAGAACGAAAACUUCAACCAAACAGAGAUGCACUUUGCAAUUGCCAAGACUAUGAUCGAGCAUGAAUUCCAAGACAACACUACGACCAGUGCGAAAUCUCUCUUCGUCAGAGCCCGGCAUGUCGCUUGUGCCGCAGACCUUAUCAAGAGCAGGGUUCAGAAUCGUGCGUUGUAUCGGUCCGCCCUUCAGCAAGCAGCUGAGAAUGCUUGCGAAGCCGGAGCUCGCUCGACCGGCUUGUUCUACUAUACGCGGUGCUUCAACUUGCUUCAAGAAAACCCCUGGGACGAAACUCUGCCUGAUGUCUACUAUCGAGAAACUCUGAACGUCUUUUCCCGUUCGGCAGAGUGUUACUGGUACCAAGGGUUCUUCGACCCGGCGCUAGGGUUGUGCCAGAACAUCUUUAGCAAUGCGAAGAGCGCCGUGGACAAGGCAUCCAGCUGGAUCCUACAGUCGCGGAUAUUUGCAAUGCGUGGAGACUCGUUCGCCGCCUUCGAAGCUCUCAAGCAGUGCCUGGUCGAGCUGGGAGUUCAGUUUGGGGAUAAGACGUGGGAGGAGUGCGAUGUUCAGUUCCACACGCUGUGCUCCGAAUUGAAAAAGCGUGGAGUUGAGCAACUUGCGACUGUGCCUCUGACGUCCGAUCAGAACCUGACGGCUAUGGGUGCCGUGCUCGUCGAGAUGGCAAGCGCAGCUUUUUGGACCGACUCGAAGCUGUUCUAUCAAAUGAGUAUGAUCAUGGUAGAGCUGCAUCUCAGUCGCGGUACUUUUGCCCAGGUUGCAGUCGGAUACGUUCACUUGGCCAGCAUCGCCAUUGGGCGUUUCAGCCAGGCCAAGUUCGGCACGGAGUUAGGCGAUGUCGCCAAGCAGCUUUUCCUAACGUUUGAAGAAGAUGCCUACACAAUCGGUAGAGGCGAGACGUUGCACGCUUUGUUCCUCGGGCAUCUCGAGACUCACGUCAGAGAGCAGCUACCUGUCUUGGAGCGCGCCAUGAACGCCACAAUUAUAUCUGCUGACAGAAUAGUCUCACUGUUGAACAUUGGCAUAGUCGCAGUGUUUAAGCUUUGGUCUUCGCACAAUCUAACCGAGGUUGAAACCUUUAUCCAAGAAACACCUCCAGAAUUUAAACAAUGGCAGGAAGACCUUCGGGGCGGUGUUUUCCUGAUCAGCACACGCCAGUUGAUUCGAGCUCUUCAGGGUAAGACCUCGGUGAGACGCGCUGAAGAAGUUCACUCUGACGAGGAACAUCGUUCGUCGGACUAUCUGUCUUUCAUUGAAGCACGAGCAUCGAACCCAAAGCGACCGAAAACGAUAUAUCUAAGCGCCGUCAUGACAACUCUGUUCCGCUACGGCCAUAUCGAGGAAGCCAUCAUACUCGGCGAAAAGCUUCUCUCCAUGAUGGAGGGAAUCUGGUGCAUGCGCAUGUAUUACUCCAACCUCUUCUACCUCUCGCUUUCAUACCUCAGUGCCAUACGAUCCAACCCGGCCCACAAGAACAGAGAUGAAAUGCGGAUGCGCGCCGAGCAGUAUACUGAGAAAAUCCGUGUCACCGCCGCCCAUAACGACGUGAACUACCGAGUCUGGCUAGAAAUCUUGGAUGCCGAGAUCAUCGACCUCGCUGGUGAUGCCAAGGAUGCCAUGAACCAUUUCGAAGAAGCUCUGGACCACGCAGAACAGCACGGAUUUUUGCUUGACCAAGGUCUAGCUUAUGAGCUUUACGCCGAUUGCGCCUCCAGACACGGUGCUCGCAGGCCCGCACGACGGCUCAUGAAGGACGCACUCCGGUGUUAUAAUCACGUUGGCGCCAUCGGUGUGUCUGCCUACGUCAGUGAGAAAUACGCAUGGCUUCUCGUCGGCAAAAGCAUCGUCACCAGCGUUGACGUCGCGUGCCAAACUGACAUUGUCGAUACUGGCAACACAUCGUUCAAGCUUGAAAAGCACGAAGACCAAAAUGUACCUCAGACAUCGGCAGAUCGGACGGAAGCUUGGCUAAGCCCAACGUCCAGCCCGACUCAGAUCAAGAGAAGCGAUACGCAGGGCGACUUGCCUGGCGGUUUCUCCGCCGUCGGCCUGGAUGUAAUUGAUCUGACAGGCAUUUUGGAGUCAAGCCAGGUCCUGGCAUCCGAGCUGCAAGUGGAUAAUCUCUUGGCUAAGAUGACCGAGAUCAUCCUCGAGUCGACCGGAGCCGAACUCGCGGCCAUCGUGACGGAGGACGAGAAACUCGGUUGGAGCUACGCGGCAACCGGCGGACCCGAUGGAGUAACGAAGUACCCAGGAGGCCAGACGCUGGAGUCCAUCGACGAUCAAGUAGCCCGCCAAGUGACGUUGUACGUCCUUCGUUUCAGAGAGACCGUGUUUGUUCAGAACUUGCUCGAAGACGAGCGGUUCUCGAAUGUGAACAUGUCCUAUCGCAGGCGCAAUCCAGACGGCAGGGCGGUCAUUGCGAUCCCGAUCCUCCACGGGGACGACCACCUUCUCGGCUCAAUCUACUGCGAGGGCGCGCCUAACCAGUUUAGCGAGCGUAACCUUACGGUAUUGCGCCUGCUCGUCAACUCGGUCGGCGUGUCGCUCGCAAACGCCUUAUUAUUCAAACAGGUCCGCCAAGUCAGUGCCAGCAACGUCGCCAUGCUCGAGAUGCAGAAGCAGUCGCUAGCUCAGGCUCGAGCGGCCGAAGUCAAGGCCAAGGAAGCCGAAGCGGUUGCGAUACACAACAUGAAGAUGAAGGAAGAGGCUGCCAAGGCGAAAUCGCUGUUCCUGGCCAACGUCUCGCACGAGCUGCGCACUCCGCUAAACGGCGUCAUCGGUAUGAGCGAACUUCUCAAGGGAAGCAACCUCAACAGCGAGCAAGAGGGCUAUGCCAACAGCAUCCGCGUCUGCGCUGACACGCUACUGUCCGUCAUCAAUGACCUGCUCGACUUCAGCAAGCUCGAUGCAGGCAAGAUGAAGCUCAUCACCGUGCCUGUGUCCCUCACAGAGACGAUCAGUGAAGUCGUGAGAGCAUUGUCAUUCACGAACCUCGAGAGGGGCCUCGAGACGGUGGUACGGCUGGACUUGAACCCGGAGCUCUUUGUGCUCGGCGACCCCGUCAGGCUGCACCAGAUCUUUAUGAACUUGCUAUCCAACAGCUACAAGUUUACGUCGCACGGCAAGGUCACGGUCGAGGCUGAGACGAUAAAGGAUGGCGGCGACUCGAUAGACGUCAACUUUAGCGUCUCAGACACGGGCAUCGGCAUCUCCGAGGAGCAGCAGAAGAAGCUCUUCCUGCCGUUCUCACAAGUCGAAGACGCCAGCAACCGGAGCUACCAAGGCACGGGCCUGGGCCUCAGCAUCGUCAAGGCAAUCAUCGAGACAACCAUGGGCGGGCGCAUCUGGCUGAAGAGCACGCCAGGGCACGGCACGACCGUCUCGUUCCAGCUGCGCUUCGAAAAGGUGUCGAAGAACGAUGCCGUCGACGCACCAAACGGCGCUUCGACGGGUGCCGAGGAAGCAGUCGAGGAUGAGCGCUCGCCGGGCGGGGGUGGCGAGCACAACGACAGCGGCGUGUCGGUGCCGCAGCAAAUCGGAUUGCCCAAGAUUCCGCGCGAGCAGAUCCGGGUGGCCAUAGCGGAGGACAACGCCAUCAACCAGCGGAUCGCCAUUUCGUUUGUCAAGAAGCUCGGCUUCCAGUGCGAGGCGUUCGGCGACGGCGAAAAGACGAUCCACGCGCUCGAGCACGCCGUCGUGGCGCGCGACCCAUUCCAUCUGGUACUGAUGGACGUGCAGAUGCCGGUGCUGGACGGCUACGACGCGACCAAGGCGAUCCGCCGCCACGAGGACCCGACGGUGCGCAACAUUCUGAUCAUCGCCAUGACGGCCAGCGCCAUCAGCGGCGACAAGGAAAAGUGCCUCGAGGUGGGCAUGAACAACUACCUGGCCAAGCCGGUGCGCGCCGCGACGCUCAAGUCGCUGCUGGAGUCGUACCUGGCGCAGGCGCCCAAGCCGAUGCCGAACCUGCAGCAGGAGGCCACGGAGCUCGCGCAGAGCGUCAUUCAGGAAGCGGCAGCAGCGGCCGGUGGCAGUGGCAGUGGCAGUAGUAGUGGUGGCGGGGACGGCAAUCCCCAGCAAGGCUCGGGCGCGCAGCAGGAGGGCAAGGAGGGGCAGGAUCAGCAGCAGCAUCAGCAGGACGAGGCGCCCGCGACGGGCGGCACCAGCCCGGCCGUGAUAGGCACGGGCGAGACGCUCCCGAUGGGCCUGCCCCGCCGCGUCUCGUCGGGCUCCACCGUCACGCCCGAGAGCCAGCAGCAGCUGCAAGAGCAGCGCGCGACGACGGAGCAGCGGCAAGAGGAGGCCGAGGCCGCGGCCGCCGAGUCUGCUGUCGAGAUUGACGCGGACGCAGACGCUGCCGCGGAUGCUGUCGCUGCGCCCACCAACGGACAUGAAGGAGCAGAAGAAGAAGCUGGAGGGCAGUAA